GUAUUUUUGCAUUGCUAAAGAAAAUGCUAUUUAAGCUCAAGGGAUCUUGCUAUUUCAGUUCAAGCCCACUUCGGUCCAGCUCCUUUUGAAACGACACGUGCCUCUCUUCGUAUCUAUAGGAAGACAAGAAGCUGUUGUUACGUAGCACUGGAACUCUCAGACUCCAAAACGGUUUGUUGAUUUGUUCAGAAUUCAGAUUUCAGAAUCAUUGGCACUCUCCAUUACUCGAAGCUUUUCCAUCUCUUGUAUCUCCUGCGAUUCCGAAAUGGAGGUCUCUUCGUUUUCGGCAAAACCGAGAGUGUAUUUUGGUGGCUCUUCCUUCAAAGAGUCAGUACCGCUUAAAAGGGUUAAACUUCCUGCAUGGCAUCAACGUUUCGUGCCCAUAUCAUCUAAUGGAAGAACAAUGAAAUCAUUGUUGGAAUGUACUGUUCGAAGGGAAACCUGCGUGAAGGUAUUUUGCUGUCAAAAGACAGAAAUUUCUUUUGUAGCGGCCAGGUCUAUGAUCGAGAUAUAUGAUUCUUUGGCAGAACGGCUUCUUCCUACAGCAGCGGUAGCAUCAAAUCCUAAUGCAAAGCAUAUUGUGGCCUUGGCUGGUCCUCCUGGUGCUGGGAAGAGCACUUUAGCAUCUGAAGUAGUGCAACGUGUAAACAAGUUAUGGCCUCAAAGAGCUUCUGCAUUUGACGAGCAAGUUAAUCCUCCAAAUGUUGCCACAGUUCUCCCCAUGGAUGGUUUCCAUCUAUAUCGUUCUCAACUGGAUGCUAUGGAGGAUCCAAAGGAAGCCUUUGCAAGAAGAGGAGCUCAAUGGACAUUUGAUCCCGUGCCAUUACUUAAAUGUUUAAAGACAUUGAGAAGUGAGGGAUCAGUUUAUGCACCAUCAUUUGACCAUGGAGUUGGAGAUCCAGUUGAGGAUGACAUCUUUGUCAGCCUUCAGCAAAAAGUGGUAAUAGUAGAAGGGAAUUAUCUGUUACUGGAAGAAGGGGUUUGGAAGGAUGUGUCAUCCAUGUUUGACGAAAAAUGGUUCAUCGAUGUUGACAUUGACACAGCAAUGACACGAGUGUUAAGGAGACAUAUCUCAACAGGAAAGCCCCCAGAUGUUGCUAAGUGGAGGGUAUGUCUUAACAUUUUCUGAGGCCAUAAACUUAUAGAUUAUAAUGAUCGACCCAACGCCGAACUUAUAAUGAAGUCCAAGAAAAAUGCAAAUUUAGUAAUCAAGUCAAUCGAUUUCUGAAGUCAGAUGUGCCUCAUAAAGUGAAAAAUGAGGUCAGUUGAAUCAUCCUUCAUCUACUUGAUCCAAAUUGAUCAAAGUUGGGAGGUAGUAACCAUCCUUUUCUUUGAUAUGAUGUCUAUAUAAUUAGAUUUGUUAGCAGAGGAUCCAUACAUAAAUUAUUUAAAGUUUCUUGGAAAGAUGAGUUAAUAGAACAGGUUGAUCAAUUCUUUCCUGUUCUCAUGAUUCAUCUUCUUCAUUUUGUGAGAAAAUAUGAUUAAACAAAACUUAAUCUUGCAGUUAAUGAUUAUAGAAGAAUACUAUGAGCUCCUCUGUCACAUUGAAUACUAUUAGAUGUGCACUUGAGUCAUCAUU
This is a messenger RNA of Tripterygium wilfordii, 1579 nucleotides long. RefSeq names its product putative uridine kinase C227.14. The coding region runs from base 266 to 1129 and encodes 287 amino acids. Gene Ontology annotation, molecular function: kinase activity; ATP binding. Lineage: Eukaryota; Viridiplantae; Streptophyta; Magnoliopsida; Celastrales; Celastraceae. Gene Ontology annotation, cellular component: cytoplasm. The transcript is spliced from 12 exons. The record is from RefSeq and is a predicted model, not a curated record.